Molecule: messenger RNA, 390 nt
Organism: Aspergillus japonicus CBS 114.51
Lineage: Eukaryota; Fungi; Ascomycota; Eurotiomycetes; Eurotiales; Aspergillaceae
Exons: 2
Source: RefSeq, a predicted model, not a curated record
AUCGGCUGGGGUACUCUCUGCGUCGCCGGCGGCGGCGCCUACUACUUCGCGAAGAAAUCCAUCAACGCCGACCGCCAAACCCGAUUCGAGACGGAGAUGAAACGCAAAGCGCAGCUGGCUGCCAUGGAAGCGGAACACCGGCGCCAGUCGGCGACCUCGCUGACCACCCCUCCGCCGAUCCCCGCGGACGACCCGAGCCUCAAGCGCGCCGCCCAGCUGGCGCGGUCGCAGCAGAACGCCGCCGACGACGUGGCCUCGCCCAGCGCCGAGGCGAGCCACGACCCGGCCGCGACGCGCCACGAGCCCGAGACCGAGGCCGACCGCGUGCUGGAGAAGGGGAAGUACGAGGCCGCGCAGCCGUUUCGGCCGCCGAAGGGGAAUCGACUCUAG